Messenger RNA from Mobula hypostoma (lesser devil ray), 8599 nucleotides. Its product is annotated as NLR family CARD domain-containing protein 3-like. The record is from RefSeq and is a predicted model, not a curated record. Gene Ontology annotation, biological process: regulation of apoptotic process. Gene Ontology annotation, cellular component: cytoplasm. The transcript is spliced from 13 exons. The coding region runs from base 62 to 4021 and encodes 1319 amino acids. NCBI's taxonomy places the organism in Eukaryota, Metazoa, Chordata, Chondrichthyes, Myliobatiformes, Myliobatidae. Gene Ontology annotation, molecular function: protein binding.
UUUCCAAAUUCUCUUGUGACAGUUAAGAUGAGGUCGUGUGCAUUGUUUUUACUUCUACAAAAUGGCCUUCAAGCUAAGAGGAAAAAUGAACUGUUUGCUGAUUGAUCUGAUGAUAUUUUACAUUCUCUCUUUAGUGGCUACAUUGGAUUUGGAAGUCAGCCCAACAGUGUUGGAUGCCACAAUUGGUGAAGAAGUCCUACUAAGUUGCUUAUUUUCUCACACCACUAAACUUGACCUGAGCUACAUUGUGAUCGAGUGGAACCAGAGAACAGGAGAUAAUGAGAAGGCUAUUUGCCUGUUUGAGUUUGGAGAAUAUGAAAUCUAUAGACCUGGAUCAAGUCUCUCUUUAAGCGAAAUAAGCAAAGGAAAUGCAUCUUUACUCCUAAAAAAUGUUACUAUUAGUGACAUUGGAUCAUACUCCUGUACAGUUACAAUAUUUUCUGAUAAAAAAGUGGGGAGAGUUACUUUGUCGAUUUCAGCACCUCCUGCAGUCUGGGUAAACACUGUAAAUAUUACAAUUGAACCUGGUGAAGAUAAAGCAAUUAUUUGUGAGAUGCAGAACUUUUACCCAAAGAACCACUCUGUCACUUGGUUGAAAAGUGGCUCAAAAGGCAAUGGAAACCAGGUGGAUGUCACAUCCCAAGCAGUUUCCGGAACACCUCAGCAAAAUCAGGAUGGGACAUUCAAUCUGAUUUCAUUCCUAAUCAUCAAAGGAAACCAGUCAGAUGAUGGAUCUUUUUAUAUCUGCCAAGUGGAUCAUGAAGCUUUAAAAUCACCAGUGCAAAAAGCCAUUAGUUUGACCGUAAAGGGACCCAAAUUAACUAGCAGAUCAAGAGUAUUACUCACAAUUGUUUUGACAUUUCUGAUCACAGCAAUGUCAACUGUCUGUUUUGGAACUUGCCUUUUCUACAAUAAAGGGAUAGUUACUGCCAGGGUGACAAAUAUUGUUAAAUCAAACCACUGGAACACCAACGCUCCACUUUCUCUUGCCUGUGCAGUUUACUGGUUCGGAACAAAACCAAUCGUUGUGUCUUGGUACAGGGAGGAGGUGGGUAAAUUCCAAAGAGUCCUCGUUGGUAAAUGGGACAACACUUCACACUGUGCAAAAAGGAAGUCAAAAGGGUAUUUUCAGAAUGAGCAAGAAGAUAAAGCAAUGUUGUUCCACAAAGGAGAAUAUGAUAUUGCUGUGACUUGGAACAGCCACGAAAGUAGUGGAAUGUACAGUUUAAUAUCUCAGCUCACCUUCAGAUGUGCAAGAGCUGCGGAAGGAAAGCAGGAGUACUAUUUUUCUGUCCAGCAUGGCUCACUGAAGCAAAACAUUUUAAGAUCCGUUAUUGUAGAAAUAGAAGGUGUUGAUGACGAUAUUGAAUAUUUUCCAACACAAAUGAAGUGCAAAGACUGGGCACUGCAGGCUAUUGAAGAAGGGCGCCGCACUAUAGUUAAUUACAUCAGUCCAAACAUCCAUCCGCUCCUAAAUAUUUUAACAGAGAAGAAAAUAAUCUCUGAGAAUGAUCAGAGUGAUAUAAAAGCUAAGCUAGACGUCGAUAAAGGCCGGACUCUUCUGGACAUAGUGAGCCACAGAGGGCAGCGGGCUUGUGUUCAAUUUUUCAAUGUCGUACAGAAUACUGAUGAUCUUUAUCCUGGCAUCAGAAAGUACCUAACAUCACUUUUGGAAUCCUACACUGAGAAAGAUGACAGACCUGUUUUUGAUCUCCUCUGUGAAGGCAGACCAACGAGUUUAUUUCAGGUCAACAACGAAAAAUCCGAAAUAAUCAAUAUUCCUGAAGAAAUCCUUAAAGCAACUGAUAAUCACAAGAGCAUAUUGAGAGCUCAGAUGGAGAGAAUAAAACCAUACUUUGCAUUUGAUAACUCUAGUCCAUUGCUGCAGGAGCAUUUUACCAGCCUGGUCAUUCUCAAUGUCCAAGAAAGGAACAAAACUGAACAUGAGCUGCUCCAGCACAGAGACUAUACAGCCUGCGAGUAUACAGAUUUGCAGGAGCUUCUUUCCCCAUCUGCACCAGGGAAGCCACCACCACGAAUCACACUCGUGCAGGGAGUGGCAGGUAUAGGAAAAAGCAUUAUGAUGCAGAAGCUCGCCUACAGUUGGGCAUGUGGAACAGGUUACACUAGAUUUUAUAUGUUGCUGUAUUUCAGUUUCCGAGAGUUAAACACAAUCACUGAGAAAAUCAGUCUGACCGAGCUUAUUAUACGUAGUUAUCCUCAUUUGACUGUAUUAUGCAAAAAACUCCUGCAAUUUCCAGCUGGAAUUCUAUUUUUGCUUGAUGGAUUGGAUGAAUUCAAAUGGCCUCUUGAUUUUAAUGUUCAUUCAGUUGAUAACCCGUCCGUUUCUGAACACAUUAACCACUUGAUUGUAAGCUUCAUCAAGGGAGAUCUCCUGCGUGACUCAACUGUUCUUAUCACAUCCCGCCCAACCUCAAUUGAUUUAGACCACAAAACCUAUUUUAAUCGGUGUGCUGAAAUUUUAGGGUUUUCCAGGAAUGAAAUUGCAAAAUACUUUGAGAAGUGCCUCAAGAAUAAAACAUUUGCUGAUCAUGUCUUCCAGACUGUGAAGAACAUUGACUCCUUGUAUGGGCUCUGUUACGUCCCUGCGUUUUGUGACAUUUUGUGCUUCUAUCUCCGUAAAUCAUUUCACUCUAAAGGCAAAUGGUCCAAUCUGUCUUCAUUUCCAAAAACGAUCACAGAUUUAUUCCUUCGUUUCACCAAGUGUUUACUUGUCUGUACCGGUGGUGAGGAAGAAGACCCUGAGUCCUUCUGCAUAGAAGCUGAUGAAGACAAGAAUGAAAUUAUUAACUUGGCACAACUUGCAUGGGAUGGAGUCAUCAAUAAAACAAUAAUAUUUUCAUCUAAAGACGUUGAAAAAAACAUCUCUCAAAAGGCCAAAGUAAUAAAAUCCUUCUGGAAAAAAAUCCUCACUAAAGAGAGCCUACAAAUGAUGCAUUCUCAUAUUUGGCAGUUUUUCCAUCUGACUCAUCAAGAGUUUUUUGCAGCACUCUAUUGUAUUUCUGGUGUGGAUCAUGUGCACAAGGCCUUCAGCUCAAAGGGCAGCACUUUUGAGAUUGUGCUGAGGUUCACUGCUGGCUUGGUCUCUCGCAGCAACAGAAAACUUGUCCAACAGUUGGUGCCUGAACACCAGGUCAAAGAAAGAGAAGUCUUUGCAGCUAUUGAAAAUGCUGCUGCUGUUGACAUUCCAAAAGAAGACAAGCUAACUCCUGAAAAUAUCAAAAAAUAUACAGCACACAAAAGACAAAAACUAACAGCCUCUCAUUGUCUGUAUGAAGCAGCAAAUGAAGAUCUAACAAAAUCAGUUGCUUCCCAAACAAGUGACUGUGUGAAUUUUUCUUACAUCACUUUGAAUGUGACUGACUGCACUGUGAUUGCAAACCUCCUUUCCCAUCACACAACUAUUGAAACACUCGAACUGGAUGGGUGCAAAGCUGGAGCUGCUGGUUUCCAAAGACUGAAGUCUAUUUUUUCCAGAAUCAAAACACUGAGUUUAGAGGGAAACAUGCUAGAAGAUGAAGGAGCAGAGAUUAUUGCUGAUGCUCUCAAAAAUGAAACGUGUAGAAUAGAAACCUUAAGGUUGAAGCACAACUCCAUAGGGGAGAAAGGAGCAACACAAAUUGCAGAGGCUUUGAAAACAAACAGCAGCCUGAAGGUAUUGGGGUUGAGAGCAAAUGUUGUCAAAGCCAAAGGUGCUCAGUUCAUAGCCGAGGCCCUGGAAGUCAACACCACACUGAGAGUUUUGGGCUUGCAGUGUAACAAGAUUGGAGAUGAAGGUGCAAAGUACAUGGCCCAAGCAGUUGAAAGAAAUCGCAGCUUGGUUGAAUUACGACUUGGAGAUAAUGAAAUCACUGACAAGGGGAGUGGUUACUUUAGAAGUGCUUUAGAAGUAAAUGAUGCACUUGAAGAAUUGUGGAUUUUGGUGAAUAACAUAUCAAGUGCUGGAAAGGAAAGAUUGAAAAAUGCCUGGCGUAAAAAUCCAAAUCUUCGAUUGAAUUAAUUUUAUUUUAAAAAUGCAUAGCAAUACCUAUUGUGCAAAUCUAGCACUUGGUUCUGCUGAAAGGUGCAAAGAACAGCCCAUGAAGCAUUUGUGUGCUUUUAUCGAAAUCUCCAGAAGCAAGCUUGCUUGUUCAGACUGACCUGUUUCCCUUGAACAGUACUCCCUUCAACAGCUUGAUUUCUGGACUCCUGUAGUUUAUGUGUAAGAUAAAAACUUAUUUAAGAGAUUUUUAUUAUAUUAUCACAUGACAAAGGUGAUAUAAAAGUAUAAUUCGGUGAGAAAGACAUACCUUAAUGUAUUCACAGCUCUUCACUCCAAGUUCUUGUCUGAGUGAAUCUGUUGGGUUUUUCACAGAAGAACGGCAAAAGUUCUGUUUUAUUACACUUUUCUCCUUUAUGUGAUAGUCAACAAUGAUAAUGUAAAUUUAUUAAUGUUAUUUAUUGCUAUAACUGCUAAGCAAAUAUACUCAGUGGCUACAUUAUAAAGUACACCUGUAGACCUGCUCAUUAUUGCAAAUAUCUAAUAAGCUGGCAGCAACUCAAAGCAGAAAAACGUACAGACGUAGUCAAGAGGUUCAGUUGUUUUUCAGAUCAAACAUCAGAAUGGGAAAGAAAUGUGAUCUAAGCGACUGUCACCGUGAAAUGAUUGUUGGUGCCAGACGGGUGGUUUGAGUAUCUCAGAAACUGCUGAUCUCCUGGGACUUCCACACACAACACUCUCUAGAGUUUACAAAGAAUGACGUGUAAAUCAAAAAACAUUCAGUGAGCGGCUGUUCUGUGGGUGAAAAUACUUCGUUAAUGAGAGAGGUCAGAGGAGAAUGGCCAGACUAGUUCAGGCUGACAGUAAGGUGACAGUAACUCAAAUACUCAUGUGUUACAACAGUGGUGUGCAAAAGAGUAUCUCUGAGUAUACAACAUGUCAAACCUGGAAGCGGAUGGGCGACUGCAACAGAAGACCAUGACUGGGAUGUAGCCACUGAGUAUACAACAAGUCAAAAGUUUCAUCAGUAUUGUUCAUCCAAGAAGAUUUCCACGCAGUUAUCAAUAUCUAUUUUAAACCAGAUAUUAUACUGCCAAAAUUAAUAUACUGUAGUACAUUGAGGACUUCUAGUGUUGUUGAAACUGCCAGGGAGUUCUGCCGUGACAAUCUCAUGCUGAAAGGACUGUAAGGACCUUUUGCUUUUCAACUGUAUUACUGAAUUACAGAAAUUGUGCCAAACAUGUACCUUCAUCAAAGGAAUAAAUUAAUUUUUUUAACAUGUGUUAGAAAAUGCACUUUACUAGAUGAAUAGCUGAUCCAAAUCCUUUGGGAAAAUCUAUAAUCUCAACCCCAUCCUUUGAAGAAUAUACAAUUGAAGAGUAAAUCACUCUUUUUUACAGUUAUUAUGUUCCAAGGAAUUGUGGUUAGUUAAAAUAAUCCAGCAUAGGAUUUGUGUCAUAAAAAUAUUGGAAAUAGAAGCAGAAAUAGAACAUUUUGUCCCCUGAGACUGUUCUGCAUUCAAUCAGCUGUUCAUUUACUUCAGGGCCUCUUUCCUGUAACAACUCCAUAAUCAUAAAGAGUCUUCAAGAAGAACAGCACAGGAACAGGCCUUUAGCCCAUUUAGUACUUGCCAAAACCACAUAUACUGCCUGCUUCCAUCGAUCUGCACCGGGAGCGUAGCACUCCAUUCCCCUACCAUCCAUGACCUAUCCAAACUUCUCAUAAAUGUUGAAAUCAAGCUUGCAUGCACCACAUGUGCUGGCAGCAAAUUCCACAUUCUCACAACCCUCUGAAUGAAGUUGUUUUCCCUCAUGUUCCCCUUCCACUUUACACCUUUCACCCUUAACCCAUGACCUCUGGUUGUAGUUCCACCCACCUAAGUGGAAAAAGCCUGCUUGCAUUUACCCUACCUAUGACCCUCUAUCAAAUCUCCUCUUGAACUUCUACUUUCUAAGGAAUAUAGUCCCUAACCUAUUCAAUCUUUCCUUAUGACUCAGGUCCUACAGGUUCAAUAAUCAGGGGAUUGAGAUCAAGAAAUGCAAGAUGAUCUUGCAGCUCUAUAAAACUCUAGUUAGGCCACACAUGGAGUAUUCUGUUCAGUUCCGGUCAUCUUGUUAUAGGAAGAAUGUGGAAGAUUUAGAGGGCACAGAGGAGAUUUACCAGGAUGAUGCCGGGAUUAGAAAGAAUGUCUUAUGAGGCUAGACUGAAUAGACAGUGAGCUAAAGCAUAUACCUUUGGCCAGACGGAGGAUGAAAAGAGACUUGAUAGAGAUGAACAAGAUGAUAAGAGGCAUAGAUUGAGUAGACAACCCAAGACUUUUUCCCAGGGUUGAAAUGGCUAAUAUGAGGCGGUGGAGGUGGGGGAUGGUUUGGGAGGAGAUGUUUGGAUGAAAGUAUAGGGGGUAUGUCAGAGGUCGGGUUUUUCUUACACAGUGUGUGAUUAGUGCAUGGAACAUGCUGCCAGGAGUGGUGGUAGAGAUAGAUACAUUAGGGAUAUUUAAGAGACUCUUAGAUAGCAACUUGGAUGAAAGAAUAAUGAUGUGGGAGGGAAGUGCUUGAUCGACGUUGGAGUGGGGGUUAAGGGUCAGCACAACCGAAGGGCCCUUACCACGCUGUACUGGUCUAUGUUCUCAUGUUGGUAAGCUCCCAAGACAAAUUUAACAACCUACAAUCUUUAUUCAUUUUAAUGAAGAAUUAAUUGUUGUGUUUAUAGAUCUUAAUGAGCAUUUUAUAUUAAAAAUCGGCAACUGAUACAAUUAAAGGUAAUUAUUCAAAAGUAUACUCGUGCUACAGAAUUUCGCCUGAAAGAAUCUACUCAUCAAGCAACCGCACUCACCGUUUCUCACUUUGGGGUGAGACAGGCAGAAUCCACACCCAAAAUUGUCCCGAUCGUUCUCACUGCAACCAUCAUUUGAUCCACCUGGCACUUUAAAAAAAAAUGUCCUCAGUAAACGAAAGGGGUAUUUUGUACUUACUUGCUGCGUAUGCAGUAGUCUAUGAAACCUAAGUAAAGCGUAGAUUAUAUAUGUACAGAUGAAUAAACAAUGAAAUUGGCCUUGAACGGAUAUCAGAAAUUAACAGUGACCAGUCAGGACUUCCCUUCAGAAGGUACACGAACACCACUUUGGCAGCUGAACCUCACAACUGUAUUGCAUGCUAGUCCUGAGGAAUGCUUGGGAGAUUUCCUUCAAUAGCGUAUUCUUACUCUGCUUACCUGAAUCUUCCCCUUCAUUGAAAUUUAACAGAUGGUCUGUAACAAUAAUCAAUGUGUGCUUCAAACCUGAGCUUAGAGAUCCAAGUACUGUCACACUAAGCUUAAAUGCAUGAUGUUGCAAGGCCCAGGCUAAUGUUAGAACAAUAUUGGAAAGUAAUCUUCUAUUUAUUAGAAAUUUUAGAAACAAUGCCAUAUUUGUUUAAAGUUGUCCUGUAAUAAACAAACAUGAAUAACAUGAAUUAUCAACCUCUUCAACCAUGGCUAGACAAAUACUGCAAAACAUUCCCUCUCCUUACUACUACAAUCAGGCAGGAGGUACAGAAAUCUUUUAUGUCCCACACCACCAGGUUCAGGAACAGUUAUUACCCUACAACUGUCAGGCUCCCGAACUGUUAAAGGUAAUUUCAUUCACUACAACUCGGAAGGAUCUACAGACUCACUUUCAAGGACUCUUUACAAAUCAGGUUCUCAAGUGUUAUUUUGUUUGCAUAGUUUGUCUUCUUUAGCACACUGGUGUUUGUUAGGCUUUGUCUGUUUAUGUAUAUUUUUGUAAAAUUCUGUGUAGUCCAUUAGCCAGGACCCCAAAUUUGGGCCACCGAUACCAUCUGGGGGGAGUAAUUCUUAUAGUGAUUUUUGGCAAGGUAUCACCCCUAGUGCUAGAAAAUAUGUGAUAGCAUUGCAGCAGUGGUCGCUUUCAUAGUAAACUCCAUGCUAUAAGAACCAUGAUCCCAGGUGCUUUGCCUAUGAUAAGAUGAAUUAUGCCAGGUACCUGUCCCCUUACUUUGCUCAGAUGAUGAACCUCCCGGAGAAGAAUCCUCCUCUGUCUGAGGCCUUCAAGACAGGCCAAUUCUCAGUGCAGCUGUCAAGUAACAACCCCUUUGGGCAGAUCCCUGUGGACCAGGCCAUUGAAGCCACAGUGAACAAAGACACACGGACUCCUGGAGGCACAUCACAGUUCAGCCUGAAUGCUGGAGCUAUCAAGCAUUACGGCAUAACAGCUGAGCACCGCAGUGCAUUCCUGGGACAGUUAAGGGAGAUGGUGCAAGGCAACAAAUCAGAGCUUUGUCAUGCGGAGCUACAGCGGCCAAGAAUCCAGAAAGAUGAGGAAACAGUUUCAGCAGCGGUUAGCCUCAUACAUGAAUGGGUCAACCCAUUUGCAGAGAAGUGGGACCUCACUAGCAUCUCUAGGGCAAAGGCAGCCCCCAAGGACAUUGCCUCCAACCUGAUGAAGGCAUAUGAGAUUGGUGAUCAAUGCUACGCAACCUUCAGGGAUGAGAGACUAGAGGAAGACCCACCAGCAAAGAAAUUCCAUGACCCAAUGAAAACCAACAAGCUGAAAACAUUCAGUAAUAUGUGUAAGAAGAGAGAAGAGGUAUUUCUUUUUUU